Aspergillus heteromorphus CBS 117.55 is the source of this 1290-nucleotide messenger RNA. RefSeq lists its product as uncharacterized. Gene Ontology annotation, molecular function: protein binding. NCBI's taxonomy places the organism in Eukaryota, Fungi, Ascomycota, Eurotiomycetes, Eurotiales, Aspergillaceae. The transcript has 4 exons. Bases 1 to 1290 code for a protein of 429 amino acids. The record is from RefSeq and is a predicted model, not a curated record.
AUGGUUGAAAAGCUGAGCCCCAUAUGUGUGGCUACAACCCAUAGCAAUCGCCACGAUACACACAAACCGGGAACAAAACGUCAACCAUCCAGCUGCCAUGACGCAGAUAAGAAGGUGGAAGAUACAAAACAUAGCGUCAAAGAAAUCUGCAGUGCUACCUACUUCAAGAGCGCAGAAUGGUCCGCCGAUGGCACCACGAUCGUGACAGAUUCUGCAGAUCACCAUGUCAGGACCUGGAUACUGCCGCAAGAUCUGCUAGAGGAGAAGCCUUCGCCGCAUGAAUUGUCCCCGUACUCCACCCUGCCGUCUGUGGAACCGACAUAUGCCACAGCUAUGUAUCCUUUCUUUUCGCUUCAAGACCCGUCCACCACGUUGUUACUUUCCUCAAUACGGGAUCAUCCCAUCAGACUGUCAUCUGUACUGGCCCCGACCUCUCUGGCGACUUAUUCCUUGGUGAAUCCGAUGACGGAAGCCUUCAUCACUCCUCAUUCAAUGCUUUAUCCAUCUGCUUUAGGGGGGACCCAUUUCUUGACAGGAUCGGACAGCUUGAUCUGUCUCUUCGAUGUCUCUCGACCUGGAAACGAUGGCCCUAUUGCCUCUAUGCCCACGAUACCAAGCAAGCGCAAGCAAAUGGUAGGUGGAGGGGUGGGUAUGAAAGGGAUUGUCUCUGCCAUGUCGAUGGAUCCAACUGGUGGCGGCAUAUUGGCUGCCGGCACCUUCACGAGGCACGUUGGGCUGUACGGGUCUCAUGGCACGGGCGAAUCUCUAGGUACAUUUAGUAUUGCAAAAACGGAGGCUCAACGCCAUAUUGACGGUCGGGGAGUCACCCAGCUGCUAUGGAGCCCCUGUGGAAGAUAUUUGUACGUCGCUGAACGCAAAAGCGACGGGGUCCUCAUAUACGAUAUCAGGGUAACCGGCCAACUGCUUGGAUGGCUGCAAGGUCGCCGGGCUCUCACAAAUCAACGAAUGAAGAUCGAUGUGGUCCCCAGUGGCGAGGGAGGAUCGCAUGAGAUCUGGGCUGGGGGGACAGAUGGGUGUAUGAGAGUGUGGAAGAACCCCACGCAUUCAGUUGGGGCACAAGAUCCCAAGUGGGAAUGGAAGAUUCAUGAUGGAUCUGUGAGCAGCACUGUGCUGCACCCAUUAGGAACCAUAGCAGCGACAACAUCAGGACAGAAGAGUUAUGAGAACGACGACAACAACAGCGGUGAUCCGACCCCCGCUCCAGAUGGUGAUAACAGCUUGAAGAUAUGGCACAUGCCGUUUUUGAGUGAUAACGGCGAGAACGACUGA